Messenger RNA from Symbiodinium necroappetens, 486 nucleotides. The record is from the annotation of a GenBank genome assembly. NCBI's taxonomy places the organism in Eukaryota, Dinophyceae, Suessiales, Symbiodiniaceae.
AUGCUGGUAGCAGCGGGUGUGGCUGAAACUGAGCUGGUGAACCUCGAGACGCCAGCAUCCGUGCCCUCGGGCACCGAGACCCCGGACUUGGAGGCUUUGAACCGUGGCGACGAGACCCCGCUGCUGGGACUCUCCUGGCCCAGCGACCUACGGCGACUUCGGCCCCAGCUCUUUCGGGGCCCCGCGCCCCGGCGCGAGGCGCGGCGCGAGCUGAGAGCCGAGACGCCGCUCUCCGUGGUGUCGGAGUCGCCCAUCGCCUCGCCGACCCCGGUGACGAGUGGCUCCAUGCCGGCACCGGCCCUGCCGCCCCGGCGCCUGCUGCCGCUUUCCUUAAGCUCGCCUUUGCCGGUUCCGAGCCCGAGCCUCCUCUCCGUGCCUUCCGAGACAGAUGUGCUCUCACCCACAGCGCAGCCCUCCCGGCUUCUGGUCGGCGAGGGCACACCCUUGGAGAUGAUGCUGCUGGGCUCUCGUUGGUUUAGGGUUUAG